This is a messenger RNA of Oncorhynchus mykiss (rainbow trout), 2280 nucleotides long. RefSeq names its product transmembrane protein 183A. NCBI's taxonomy places the organism in Eukaryota, Metazoa, Chordata, Actinopteri, Salmoniformes, Salmonidae. Gene Ontology annotation, cellular component: SCF ubiquitin ligase complex. The record is from RefSeq and is a predicted model, not a curated record. Gene Ontology annotation, biological process: regulation of protein stability.
UACGUAAACUCACUUACGUCAGUCCCAUGAUGGCUGAAGAUCCUGGAGGAACAUUUUUCAAUUUCUCUCCCACUUUUUUAUUUUUCUCUUUACCUCUGCUUGUCAUAGAGACAUGGCAGGAUACACAGCCUCGAUAAGCGGCCACAGACCCUUGUUACCGCCAUGCCCAAGAAAGGGAACCGAAAACGGCUGAAAUUUCGGGCCGGGGACGUCUGCUCGGAGUCAGUGACAGUUGCUGAUUUCGCCAAUGCCGACCCAGCCGUUGUGAAGUCGGGGAGGGUAAAAAAGGCCGUUGCCAAUGCAAUUGAAAAAGAAGUGAAGAUGUUGUGUGGGCUAGAGGGGUCGCAGGGUUCCGUACAGGAGGUGUUCUCGUCAGCAGCCACCCUCACCGGAGACACCCUGGAGAGUAGCGACGACCUCGACCCCGGGGAGGAUGGAGAGAACGAGGCCAAACAGGCCCGCAAGAAGAAAAACAAGAGGAGGAAAGAGUGCAGCGAGUGCAGUGAUGGGGAGGACUACACAGUGGAUAUCUGGCUGGUGCUGGCUUCCUAUAUCCGUCCAGAGGAUGUGUGUACGUUUGCUCUGAUCUGCAGAAACGCCUGGACCGUCACCUGCACUGCUGCCUUCUGGACCAGACUAUACAGGCGACACUACAGUCUGGAUACUCACCUGCCGUUCCGUCUGCAGCCAGACUCCAUAGCCAGGAAGCGUUGUCUACGGGCUCGCGUGAUUCGCUCCCUCUUCCACCUGUAUGAGCCAUUCAGCUCACGUGUCUCCCUGAACCCCGCCCUCCCAGAGUCCACGCCCACCACACUACUCAACUCCAAGUGUCUGCUGUUCUGGGUCAAUAAGGUUGUGGGCACUCGACCUGAUCCUAUGUGGGAGUUCAACUUCAAGUUUGUGAAGCCGGCGGUGAGGUGUAAGGGUGGUAAUGCCACCCGGGGUCUGCUGCUGCCCCGUCAGUAUGAGGAGGUCCAUGCCAACCCAGACUCAGACUGCUACCUGCUGCAGGUCACCACCCUCAACUUCAUCUUUACCUCCGUCGUCAUGGGGAUGACCCUCGCCCUGUUCAACAUCAACGUGAGCACGGACAUGCGUCACCACCGAGUGCGCCUGCUAUUCCAGGACUCUCCCCCCCAGCGGGGGAGGAGGGGGGAGCAGGGGGGGACACAGGUGGUGCUGGAUCCUGUACACAGCGUGAGACUCAUGGACUGGUGGCAUCCGCAGUACCCUUCUUCCCCCUAUAUCUAAAACCCAUGUCUCAUCACGUGUAGAACCCUCUUACUAUCCCACACACACAUUACACCCGUUUACUCCUAAAACCCUGACUGUACCGUCUGCCCGUACACCUAGAACACCCAGUAUCCCCCUACACCAAAAACCAUCCACAUUACCCUGUCUCCCUGUACAGCCAGAACCUUGCUUCAGCUCAACCUUCUACAGCCCCAGACACAACACCUACCUCCUCAGUACCCUAGCUCUCCAGAGACAAACCCUCAAUACCUUCCAAUCCCCUCACAUUGCCUACCCUCAGACCACCCUACAAGUUUAUGUUGAACAGAUGCAGAGACAAUGUCAUUUCUUUAAUAUGUUCUCCUUUCUGUAACUGCUAAAUCUUAGUUUAAGGCCAUUUUUAAACGGGAGACUUUUGAUUUUACAUUUGUUUGGCUGUAAUUCUAGUUUGGCUUUCAUGAUUUUUCUGCUUGUGUAAUUGUAUUUAAUUUGAUACCUGUAAUCUUUGGAACUUUGUAAACCCCUACACCUCCUCAGGAAGGAAGGGGGUCUGAAGGCUGUAAUGGGAGCACCAUUUUAUAUCCUGCUUAUGUCUGUGCUAGAAUGUUCCUGAUUUGGGUUUAUGAACACAAGGCCAGUCUUGUAUGUAAAAAAUGAUCAGUAGAAGCCAGUCUUGGCUAAUUUCUAACGAGGUGGUAUUUGAAGAAUCAACAUGUAAUACCCACAGGAGACCGGAUGGCAGCUCUUUUCUACUGUUCACUCGUCGUCCAAUCAAAAUGCAGUCCAGAACAUUUAGUGUUUGAUUUUAGUGUGAAUAUAGAAGUUUGUUAUCGUGUGUAGUGGAAAGCAAAGCUUUUUGUUGAUGAUCAGACCUGAAAUUGCUUCAUUGUAAAUUAAUGUAUAGCUGGUUGACCUUGUGAGGGAUGUAUGUAUGUUUGGCUGUGAGAGCCAACCAUCAUUUCAGUCCCCAUGUAAAGCCUGUGGAUGCUGUCUAUGUGAUUGUUUGGUCAACCUCCUGUACUGAAAUACAACUGGAAAGAACCCCCA